This is a messenger RNA of Labrus mixtus (cuckoo wrasse), 876 nucleotides long. RefSeq names its product vitamin K epoxide reductase complex, subunit 1 (gene vkorc1). Gene Ontology annotation, molecular function: vitamin-K-epoxide reductase (warfarin-sensitive) activity. Gene Ontology annotation, biological process: vitamin K metabolic process; peptidyl-glutamic acid carboxylation. Lineage: Eukaryota; Metazoa; Chordata; Actinopteri; Labriformes; Labridae. The coding region runs from base 113 to 604 and encodes 163 amino acids. The record is from RefSeq and is a predicted model, not a curated record. The transcript is spliced from 3 exons.
AAGUUUGAACGGAAACCGAAGUCUAGCAGGAAAUCUAACCUGUCUAAUCUUUUUGCCCCCCCCUGGAGACAUUUAGGCUACAUUCAUCUAAACGUUUCUUUAAAACACAAGCAUGGCUUUGCCGAAAUGGGAGAGAAAGGCGCGCACAUUUCUCUGCGUUUUCGGAUUGUGUUUGUCUGUUUAUGCGCUUCACGUCGAGCUGUCCAAAGAGAGAGACCCAGAUUACAGGGCGAUGUGCGACCUGGGGGAGUCUGUGAGCUGCUCCAAAGUUUUUGCUUCCAGAUGGGGACGUGGCUUUGGCUUGGUCCAGUUCUUUUUUGACAAAGAUAGCCUUCUGAACCAGCCAAACAGUGUGCUUGGCAUCAUAUUUUACACUCUUCAGAUGGGCCUUGGAAUGUUUGUGUCCAAAAAAGCAGUAGUGUUUUUGGUCUUCUCCUCCUGGGUUUCUGUAGCCGGCUCUCUUUAUCUUGCAACUAUUCUCACCUUUGUCCUGGGGGACUUCUGCAUGGUCUGCGUGUCAACAUACAUCAUCAACUUUGCCUUGCUCUUCACCAAUCUGAAACGAAGGGGAGCAAUUGAAGGAAUGAAAGUAAAAGCUGGAUAGAAAGUGCUACUCGUGAAAUUCAACACCUUCUGCUGAGCUGGAGCUGGAGCUGCAACUGCGCUGAGCAAAAUUUGUAGCAAAUUUUUUUCCCACACUGUCUCUGGAUUAUUUACACCUUUUGAUACUUUUCUAUUGAAAGCAUAUUGAAAGUAGGACUGGGGAUGCUCGUCUGAAGAGGUACAAGAUGGAUUUAUGAUAAUGUUUGAUAAAGCAGUAAUUUUUUUUAUUUUAUUAAUGUGCAUUUAGAGUUGAUUACACACUUUGUAACACUU